Molecule: messenger RNA, 1331 nt
Organism: Rhizopus microsporus ATCC 52813
Lineage: Eukaryota; Fungi; Mucoromycota; Mucoromycetes; Mucorales; Rhizopodaceae
Product: eukaryotic translation initiation factor 4E
Exons: 4
Coding region: 169-861 (230 amino acids)
Biological process (GO): translational initiation
Cellular component (GO): eukaryotic translation initiation factor 4F complex
Molecular function (GO): translation initiation factor activity; RNA 7-methylguanosine cap binding
Source: RefSeq, a predicted model, not a curated record
GUGUGUAUGUGUGUGUGUAUGUGUGUGUUUAUGUGCUUUGAGGUAAGCAUGAACUGUUUCUAAAGCAACACGAAAUGUGGCUUAGCUUAUCGCAUUCUGCUGUUCUUCACCCCCUCUGUAUUUAUUUUUAAAUAAAAAAAAAAUAUAGCCGAGAACUCUCGUUUUAUUAUGGCCGCACACACUGAAGUUGCUCAAGUUGACUAUUCUGUUAAGCACUCUCUUCAAAACACUUGGACAUUGUGGUUUGAUAACCCAGGCAAAAAGACCAGUGCUCAAUCUUGGGCUGAUAAUUUGAAAGAAAUCAUCAACUUUGAUACAGUCGAGGACUUUUGGAGCACAUUCAAUAAUGUUUCCAAAAUCAACCACCUUUCACCCAACUCCAACUUUCACCUCUUCAAGCAAGGCAUUCGUCCCGAAUGGGAAGAUCCUUCCAAUGCAGAAGGUGGUAAGUUUGGUAUUCAACUCCCCAAGAGUAAGGCAGGUGAUGCCAUUAACGAACAUUGGAUGAAUCUUCUCUUGGCUGUUAUUGGUGAGCAAUUGGCCACAGAAGACGAGAUUUGUGGUGCUGUAGUAUCUGUGAGAAAAUCAUUUUACAGAAUUGCUUUAUGGGUCAAGACAAGUAAGGAUGAAGAGAAGAUUGCCAGUAUUAGUAAACAACUUCGCGAUGCUCUUAACCUUCCGGAAGCAAUCACUAUUGAUUUUGUGCCCCAUGGAGAUGCUACGGCUAAACUUGCUGCUGAAUUGGCAGCUACUCAACUUGAAGAACAAGCCGAAAACAAGUCAGCAAAUGAUGAAGCUAGCAAGACUACUGAGACUACUGAGACUACUGAGACUGCUGCUGCUACUACUACUACUGCUUAAAAUUAGAAUGCUUGAAAUAAACUUUAUACAUACACAGUCUAUUGAUUCAAAAAGAAAGCAAAAGAGAGGAGAAUGAAUGAGAAAGAGGAGAUCAGAAAGAAGAGGUCUACGAAAAGGAGAUAUUGUAUACAUUGGACCCUUUUGCUCAAGACAGAAAUUGUUCAUAUAUUAGAGAAAGGGGGAUAAGGCUGUUAUUUUUAAAGAGGAGAAGCACAAAAGGAAAAGAAACGUGAAUGUUUGAAAAGGGGAGAGAAAUAGAGAAAUGGAUCAUUGAAUGAACUUAAAGAACUAGGAGCCAAAAAUAGAAAUGAUGCUCAUGCCAUAGGACUAUAUUUUUUUCUUUGCGUAAGGUAUCUCACUGUGCUCUGUCUUACGAAAAAUUAGACUUUGGCUGUCUCUCUUUCUUUCUUUCUGCGUGUCACUCUCGUCUCUCCUGUGUUGUGCAUUCUUUUUCUUUUUUCUUUCUUUUU